CUUGGGUGCUUACUCAUUCACCCACAGGGUCUGUCUACCUCGACCAUGCGGGGACGACGAUCUACGCCAAAUCCCUGAUGGAGCGGUUCGCCAGGGACAUGGCGUCCAACUUGUUUGGGAAUCCGCAUUCGGCCUCGGCCUCUUCCCAGCGAUCCACAGCACGGAUAGAAGACAUCCGGUUGCGCGUGCUGCGCUUCUUCAAUGCGGACCCGGCCGAGUUUGAUCUCGUCUUCGUGGCGAACGCUACGGCUGGCAUCAAGCUGGUCGCUGAUGCCCUGAGGGCGUCUCCCGACGGGUUCGACUACGGAUACCAUCAAGCAAGCCACACGAGUCUCGUUGGUGUCAGGGAGGAGGCUCGAAAUAGCCUUUGCCUCGACAAUCCGCAGGUUGAGGCGUGGCUCGCGGGGCGUUGUCCAUUCCAGGAUAACAGCGAGGGCCGCCCUGUUCUUUUUGCAUAUCCUGCGCAAUCCAAUAUGGACGGGCGACGAUAUCCCUUGAGCUGGGCAGAGAGGCUCCGUUGUGGGUCGAGGAGGACGUACACGCUGUUGGACGCAGCGGCGCUGGUCUGCUCAUCCCCACUCGACCUCAGCCGCGCGGACGCAGCCCCGGACUUCACCGUGCUCAGCUUUUACAAGAUCUUUGGCUUCCCGGACUUGGGCGCCUUGCUUGUCAGGCGGGAAGCAGAAGACGUGUUCGAGUCGAGGAGGUAUUUUGGUGGAGGAACCGUUGAUAUGGUGGUCUGCUUGAAGGAGCAGUGGCACGCUCCCAAGCGCCAGUUUCUCCACGAGCGUCUCGAGGAUGGAACGCUUCCUAUCCACAACAUCAUAGCCCUCGACGCGGCCUUGGAUGUGCACAAGCAACUCUUUGGCUCGAUGCGUGACAUUGCGGCCCAUACCUCCUUUCUGCUCAGAAGGCUCUAUCGAGGGCUUCAGUCAUUGAGACACGGAAACGGCGAACCGGUCUGUGCUCUCUACUCUGCGCACGCCGAUGGGACUGAAAUGAGCGCCGCAAGUGGCCCCGUAAUCGCCUUCAACAUCCGCAACAGCCUUGGCGCUUGGGUUAGCUUGACCGAGGUUGAGAAGCUCGCUGUGUUAAAAGGGUUCCACAUCCGCACCGGCGGCGUUUGCAAUCCUGGCGGCAUCGCCUCGGCCCUGGGCCUUGAGCCGUGGGAAAUGAAGCAGAACUUUAGCUCUGGAUUUCGAUGCGGGACCGAGAACGACAUCAUGGCUGGGAAGCCCACUGGUGUGAUCCGGGUUAGUCUUGGCGCCAUGAGCACGAUCUCGGACGUGGACAGUUUUGUGAACUUCGUCGCCGAGUUCUAUCGGGAUGUCUCGCCAGCAUCGAGGAUGUCAAAACCGAUGCCACAGCCUCAAAGUACACCGCGUCUUUAUGUUCACAGCAUAUCCAUCUACCCAAUCAAGAGCUGCGGCAGCUUUCAAAUUCCUCCUGAUGUGGACUGGGAGGUCAGGCCCGAGGGGCUCGCGUGGGACAGGGAAUGGUGCUUGGUACACCAAGGUACCGGCCAGGCAUUGAACCAGAAACGGCAUCCCAAGAUGGCUCUCAUCCGGCCGCGGCUUGACUUUGAGCGCGGGGAAUUGCGGGUCAGAUUCGCAGGCGAGGUUCCCGCUCAUCUCCCUCAAGAAGUCAGCAUACCGCUCUCCAAGAAUCCUUCGCUCUUCCACUCCCCAGUUGCCCGCUCGAGAACGUCCCGGGUGUGUGGCGAGGAAGUGGAGGUGCGGACCUACUCAUUAUCGGAGAUCAAUGGCUUCUUCUCCGACGUGCUCGGUGUGCCCUGCCUGCUCGCCCGUUUCCCACCCGGCGGCCAGGGCAAAAGCAUGAGACACUCCAAAGCUCACCUCCAGAAACAUCAAGUGUCGCUUCCCCAUCCAUCCCGGGGAAGCCUUCUUCCAGGCUCCUUCCCACCCUCCCCGCCAGACUCGGACACGGAACGAGUCGUCUCGCGACGCAUCCUUCUCUCCAACGAGAGUCCCAUCCUCGCCAUUACGCUGCCCAGCGUCGACGCGCUCAACCAAGAUAUCCAAGCCGCUCAAGCCGACUCCGCCAGAAAAGUCUCACCCGCCGUCUUCCGCGCCAACAUCGUCAUUGGGCCGGAUCCAGGUCACCCCGAGGGUCUGCCUCCGUACGCCGAAGACUCGUGGUCGGGCGUCCGAAUCGGCCGGCAGCAGCACGGGUUCGAGAUGCUCGGCGCGUGCAGGCGGUGCCACAUGGUCUGCAUCGACCAGGAGACGGCGGAGAAGAGCGAGGAGCCGUUCGUGACGCUGUCCAAGACGCGGAGGUUUGAUGGCAAGGUGUUCUUUGGGGUGCACAUGUGCUACCAUAAUAGCGUGGCUGAUCAAGGCGGCGGGCCGGGAUUGACGGCGGAGGCGCAGUUCCCGACGGUGCGGGUGGGCGAUGUGGUCGUGCCGGAGUGGCGUCGCGAGGAGUAAAUUGUCCGGCAAAAAGCAGGCGUCAAAGUUCCCGCCUGAGUCAGGCUGCUACUUGUGGAUCGGGUUAACUUGGCUGUGGCUCAUUCAGACAAGAGACGUGGCAAAAGCGUGCAGAUGAACGAGGGGGAAGUGGUGGUUUUGGGCAUAAAUAACGAACAGUGGCUAUGCAAUUAAUUGACCAGGCCCUUAUUCCGUGCCAGCGGUCAUCUCACGGAAUUCCAGCGAGAUCAGCAGGCUGAG
Thermothielavioides terrestris NRRL 8126 is the source of this 2687-nucleotide messenger RNA. RefSeq lists its product as uncharacterized. Gene Ontology annotation, biological process: Mo-molybdopterin cofactor biosynthetic process. Gene Ontology annotation, molecular function: molybdenum cofactor sulfurtransferase activity; molybdenum ion binding; pyridoxal phosphate binding. The record is from RefSeq and is a predicted model, not a curated record. The transcript has a single exon. The coding region runs from base 78 to 2447 and encodes 789 amino acids. Lineage: Eukaryota; Fungi; Ascomycota; Sordariomycetes; Sordariales; Chaetomiaceae.